UAUUUUGCUUUUUGGUGUUGUCCUUGUUGGAGCCGAGUUGAAGAAGACUUGAUGGUCACAUUUCGCUAGCAAAAAUUAGCGCGUUGAAAGAAAGAAAAUCAUGCGUAUAAAAUAAACAUGCAUGUGCGUCGAUCUGUCGUAAUUGAUUGAUAAGCGCGUCAAAACCGAAUCAGUUUGAAGUCUUUUAUCAAAAUCAAAAAGUGACAGUUUAAGGAAUAAAGUAGAUAUCACCGGGAAUAAAGUGUACUAUAAGCUUGCAGUAAUGCUUAUGUUUUAAUAAUAUGAAUAUAGAUGAAGAUAUUUUUGAAGAUUCCGGAAACGAAACUAGCGGAGACGAUGUGGAUUUUGGGAUCGAGCCGGACAAUGUCUCAACAAGCAAUAUACAAAACUUUGAAGAUGAUUAUCCCUACGAGGUGCUCUCCACCGAUGAUAUUGUCCAGCACAUGAUCGACUGCAUAAAAGAGGUGAACACUGUUGUGCAAAUACCAGCAACCACCACAAGGAUAUUACUUAAUUAUUUCAAUUGGGAUAAAGAAAAGUUAAUGGAAAGAUUUUACGAUGGUAACCAAGAUCAACUUUUUAAGGAGGCUCACGUUGUUAACCCUUUUAAAAGGCAAGCAUCAACAGCGAAACCUAAAAGUACUAGAAAAGUAUUGGGUACAGAAGAAUGUGAAAUAUGUUACAUGAUAUUACCACCAUCUCAAAUGACCGGUUUAGAAUGUGGCCACAGGUUUUGUUAUCAAUGUUGGAGUGAAUAUCUUACUACAAAAAUUAUGGAAGAAGGUGUUGGCCAAACUAUUGCUUGUGCAGCUCAUAAUUGCCCUAUUCUGGUUGAUGAUCAAACCGCAAUGAGAUUAGUUAAAGAUCCAAAAGUAAAAAUUAAGUACCAACAUCUUAUUACUAAUAGUUUUGUUGAAUGUAAUCGCUUAUUACGCUGGUGCCCUAGUCCUGAUUGCAAUUAUGCUAUUAAGGUAACCUACGUCGAAAGCCAUCCAGUGACAUGUAAGUGUGGUCACGCAUUUUGUUUCGUGUGCGGUGAAAAUUGGCACGAUCCAGUAAAAUGCAAUUUAUUAAAGAAAUGGAUAAAAAAAUGCGAUGAUGACUCGGAAACGUCCAACUGGAUAGCUGCGAAUACGAAGGAGUGCCCUAAAUGCAAUGCGACUAUCGAAAAAGAUGGCGGUUGUAAUCAUAUGGUCUGCAAAAAUCAGAAUUGCAAAGCGGAUUUUUGUUGGGUGUGUCUAGGCCCUUGGGAACCACAUGGUAGCUCCUGGUAUAAUUGUAAUCGUUACGAUGAGGAGGAAGCGAGAGCGGCUAGAAAUGCGCAAGAAAGAUCGAGAUCGGCCCUCCAAAGGUAUCUUUUCUACUGCAACAGAUAUAUGAACCAUAUGCAGUCAUUGAAAUUUGAGCACAAACUGUACGCGUCCGUUAAAGAUAAAAUGGAAGAGAUGCAACAACAUAAUAUGAGUUGGAUUGAGGUGCAAUUUUUGAAGAAAGCCGUCGAUAUAUUGUGCGAAUGUAGGCAAACGCUUAUGUACACUUAUGUCUUUGCUUAUUAUUUAAAGAAGACCAAUCAAUCGGUUAUUUUUGAAGAAAACCAAAAGGAUUUGGAACGGGCGACGGAAAUGCUUAGCGAAUAUUUGGAAAGGGAUAUAACUCAAGAGAAUUUGGUUGAUAUCAAGCAAAAAGUUCAAGAUAAGUACAGAUACUGUGAUGGUAGACGCAAAGCGCUUUUAGAUCACGUGCACGAAGGUUACGAAAAGGACUGGUGGGAAUAUAACGAAUAAAUUCCGUUUCAAAUUGUUUUCCCUUUUGCUUUUCGCGAAAAAUAAAUGAAAGAAAGAGAGUCACUGAAAUGCUAAGUAAUUUAUUAACAUUCAAUAAAAGUAUAUUUAUAUAAAAUAUUUCUAUCAGAUAUGUUUUGAUUAUUCUUUAAAUAGCGUACAUUCUGCCCUCCCCUGUCGAUAUAAUAGAUGUAUAAAUGAAAUUUUUUCCUUAAAAAAACGAUAUGGAUUUAUUCGUUUAUCCACAGUCGCUAUUAGUUUAGUUCAUGUAAAACACUGUAACUUAUGGUCGAGUAAAUUUGCUGGAAACUUAUACUUUUUAAUUAUUCAUUUACACUUUUUAUUUUUGGAAUUUUAACAAAGCUCAAACUUUUUAAGACUUUAUUGUAAUUAAAGAAAGACAAAAAGAACAGGCAUUCAUUUCUAUAUAAUUACAGACUUAGCAUAAGAACCUAGAUAAUUUUUAUGUUUUAGUAGUAUAAAACACGGAUAGUUUAAUUAAUAAAAUAGAAUUUUUGAAUAGAUAAUUUAAUUUUUCUUUCUAUUAUCAUUAUUAUUAAUUUUUAGCUUUUCACGUUUGUGGAUAAAUGAAUAAGUAUUUGUAAAAAAAAUUAAUUGAAUUGUAACUUCCUUCUAUAGAAGUGAGUGACGCCAGAACGCAAAUUAAAACAAAAGGUCACAACAUUUAUUUUGUUUCUCACAUUAACUGGGUUAAAUUAAUAAAUUAAUUAAAACUGGAUUUAAUAAAAAAAACUUAUUAUAAGAAGAUACAUCAAAGAUGUUCUAAUAUUUUAUUACUUCCUGGUCAAAAAACUUUUGCUUUACAUGGUGUAUUUGCUUGGGUCAAAUACAACAAAGUAAAAAAUUCUAUUUGUUGAUUUAUGUUAGAUGACCUGUAGCUGUUAAGUUGUCUAUUAAUAAAGAUAUUGAGAUCCAGAA
Messenger RNA from Onthophagus taurus, 2720 nucleotides. RefSeq names its product E3 ubiquitin-protein ligase ariadne-1. The record is from RefSeq and is a predicted model, not a curated record. Gene Ontology annotation, biological process: protein ubiquitination. Gene Ontology annotation, molecular function: zinc ion binding; ubiquitin-protein transferase activity. Lineage: Eukaryota; Metazoa; Arthropoda; Insecta; Coleoptera; Scarabaeidae.